AUGCUGAUUCAGGUGUUUGAUCUGCUACAACACGACGACUUCCUUGAUCUCUAUACUCGCUACCCAUCUGUCAAAGCUUUGUUCAGAGAGCCUUUGCAACGAUCAGUGGCGGAACAGUGCGACUUUUUGGCUCUCCAAUACGCACUACUUCGUGCAAGAAAGCGUAACGGUCCGGAGUUUGCGAGGCUUGCUGGCGAGACAUCUGGUGAAUCGCAAAUAAACAAUUUUGUCGAAGGCGCACUGCACGAUGUAUAUUCUUGGGAGCCCGAGCCAUGGGCAAUGCCGGACGAUGACGAGCUGGCAAAGCUUGAAGCCCUUAUCUGCCUUCCCGGCGAAACCGACACUCAGCUUCCCAUGACCGACGAGGGUAUCUUAUACUUUCCGGACUUCAAGUCGGUAUCUCGGCCUGAACUCCAUGCCCGCGGCCUAAUUCCUUUCUGUCUUGAGAACCCAAAUCUUCACAUAGAAAGGUGCAUCGAUCUGUUCGACAACCUACUUCCGGAAGGCUUCAUAUGGUUCGAUACAUUCAAUCCCGAUCUCGAAGUUGACUGGCUGAAACCUACGGAAUGUUUCUGGGUACGGAUUCCUUGGAUCGAAGAGGCCUAUGAGCUAUCUUCAUGCGGGAUGUCACCCCACUCCUUCAGCUUAGUCAUUAAUGGCUCGACCCCAGAGAUCUCCGAGAUCUGGAAAUUAAUCAAGUACGCUGCGGCUACACAGGAAGCGCGACUCGAGCAAUAUCGGCUUCUGAAAGAGGACCCACCUCCUAGGUCACAUAGGCUGGAUUACUAUUUCUGCUUGGCUCUCCCUACGAACUUUGCAAAGAUGAUCCGCGAGAUAGUAGAAGGCUCGUCAGUCGUCAAGUUUGAAGGAGACGUAGGUGAGCUCUGGGAUCCAGAUGUGUUUUUCUUCGAACGCAAAGAUUGGAGCGACGAGCAGUGGGACCAAGAUUGGAUCGAUAAUAUCGUUUGCUACGGGAUUCCAUCGAAUCGAUUCCGGCAGGCGGCAAAUAGGUACUCUAUCGAGCCAUAUGCGCUAAGGACGACACAUCGUCUCGUCAGACACGGAGAGCGUGACCCGAAGGAUACACGCUCAGAUCUGUGAGGGGUAUACGUGCUCUACAGUAGCUUUAGCUUGAGUGCCAUCACGCCACAUCUUCGCGACCUCCGACACCCAUCUACAGCAAAUACAAAUCGUCUUUUGCGACAGCAUCACAGCCUCUAUCGUACUUCUAAUACAAGAACAUGGUGUCUCAAGUAGACAUUCCAUUACAGGAUCAACACUUCAAUAUAUCGCUUCCGCAUCUACUUGCCAUCAUACCCCUUAACCCCCUUAACCCCACUCCCCUCCACC
This is a messenger RNA of Alternaria rosae, 1350 nucleotides long. RefSeq lists its product as uncharacterized. Bases 1 to 1101 code for a protein of 366 amino acids. The record is from RefSeq and is a predicted model, not a curated record. NCBI's taxonomy places the organism in Eukaryota, Fungi, Ascomycota, Dothideomycetes, Pleosporales, Pleosporaceae. The transcript is spliced from 4 exons.